AUGGUGAACUUUUUAUCGAUCAUUUUUGUGUUUUGUUACCUUUGUUUUGCAAAAGCAAAUUCAUCUUUGAAAUUUGGGUUUUACAAUAAAAGUUGUCCAUACGCCGAGGCUAUUGUCAAAGAUGUCGUGAAUCAAGCUUAUGCUCAAGAUUCAGGCAUUGCUCCUGCCCUCAUCCGACUACAUUUUCAUGAUUGUUUUGUUCGGGGCUGCGAUGGUUCGAUACUCUUGGACUCGACGGCGGCCGGAAAAGCCGAAAAGGACAGUCCGAUGAACAAAGGCGUACAAGGUUUCGAAAUAAUCGACAAAGCCAAAACCCUAAUCGAAUCCAAAUGUCCGGCGACAGUUUCCUGCGCUGACAUCGUCGCCUUCGCCGCCAGAGACAGUGUCUUCUUCUCCGGCGGCCUUCACUACUCCGUCCACGGCGGCCGCCGCGACGGCCGAAUUUCCCGGAUCGGCGACCCCGCCGCCGGCAAUCUGCCGAGCGAAUCCUUCCAUCUCCGGCAACUGAAGCUCAAUUUCGCAAAAAAGGGGCUUUCGACGGCUGAGAUGGUGGCGCUCUCCGGCGCCCAUUCCAUCGGCGAUUCUCACUGCUCUUCCUUCAACAAACGUCUCUAUUCGUUCAACAAGACGUACGGUCAGGAUCCGACGAUGGAUGCAGAUUACGCGGAGUAUCUGAAGCGGCGGUGUCCGGCGGCUGGCGGCGGCGGCGAUCCGGUGGUGGCGAUGGAUCCGACGACGCCGGCGAGGCUGGACGAGAAUUAUUACAAGAAUUUGAUGAAGAAGAAAGGGCUUUUGGAAUCGGAUCAGACUUUGUGGGACAGUGGUGAAACGAAGGAGAUGGUGAAGAGGAAUGGCGAUUAUCCAGAGAUUUGGGCUGAGAAAUUUGCGAGGGCUAUGAUGAAGAUGGGAUCGAUUCAGAUUCUGAGUGGAAAGAGGGGAGAAAUUAGGAAGAACUGUAGGGUUGUGAAUUAUUGAUGAAGAAGAAGAACAAAUUUGGUAAUUUAAUUAUUUUGUUCAAGAUUUGGACUUUUGAUUUUGGUUUCAUUUGGGUGUUUAAACUUUGAGUGUGAUUGUUUGAUACUUUUUUUUUUUUUUUUUUUAGUUUGAGUUAAUUUUUAUGUAAAAUAUAUGUGAAAGUGUGACUGUAAUAUAAAUAAAGAAUGAAGUAUAUAUAUGUGUUAUUAGGGUUUAUAAUUAUAUGG
Molecule: messenger RNA, 1202 nt
Organism: Andrographis paniculata
Lineage: Eukaryota; Viridiplantae; Streptophyta; Magnoliopsida; Lamiales; Acanthaceae
Product: peroxidase 5-like
Exons: 2
Coding region: 1-975 (324 amino acids)
Biological process (GO): hydrogen peroxide catabolic process; response to oxidative stress
Cellular component (GO): plasmodesma; plant-type cell wall
Molecular function (GO): peroxidase activity; heme binding
Source: RefSeq, a predicted model, not a curated record